Molecule: messenger RNA, 966 nt
Organism: Chiroxiphia lanceolata (lance-tailed manakin)
Lineage: Eukaryota; Metazoa; Chordata; Aves; Passeriformes; Pipridae
Product: olfactory receptor 52B2-like
Biological process (GO): G protein-coupled receptor signaling pathway
Cellular component (GO): membrane
Molecular function (GO): olfactory receptor activity
Source: RefSeq, a predicted model, not a curated record
AUGGAAUUGAAUGUGAACAGAGAAUCCAAUUUGUUGUUGAAGGUGAACACGGCCCUGGUCAGCCUGACCAGCCACGUUCAUCCUGGUUGGGAUCGGGGCAUGGAGCAGCUGCACGUCUGGAUCUCCACCCCGUUCUGCACCACCCUCCUCCUGCCCAUGCUGGCCGUGGCUGACCUGGCACUCUCCACCACAGCGGUGCCCAAGGUGCUGGCUCUGUUCUGGUUCCAUGCCCAGGAAAUUUCCUUUGAUGCCUGCCUGACCCAGAUGUUCUCCCUGCUCACCUGCUCGGCGGGGUCGGUGACCCCUCUGGCCACAGCCUUUGACCACUUCACUGCCGUCUGCACCCGCUGUGCCAGGGGGCCCCGUGGCCAAACUGGCCUGGUGCCUUUACUGAGGAGCUUCUGCAUCAUCUCUAUUUUCCUGCUGAAGUGGCUGCUGUUCUGCGGGCACAGUGUCAUCCUGCACACCCACUGUGAACACAUGGGCAUCGCCCACCCAGCCUGUGCCCACAUCUCCCUCAACCUCACGGUGCCUCUGGCCAUGGUCACACUCCACCUUGGCCUCAUUGCUGUGUCCCGUGUGUUCAUCCUCGUGGCGCUGUUCAGGCUCCCCCAGGACCACAAGGCUUUCAGCACCCGUGGCUCUCACAUCUGUGUUUUAGUCUUUUUCUCUGUUCCCGUUGCUUUCCCGGCACUGACGCACCAGUUCGGCUGGAACAUCCCCCGCCACGGCCACGGCCUGCUGGCCAACCUGCACAUCCUGCUGGCCAACCUGCACAUGCUGCUGGCCAACCUGCACGUGCUGCUGGUCAACCUGCACGUCCUGCUGGCCAACCUGCAUGUGCUGCUGGCCAACCUGCACGUGCUGCUGGCCAACCUGCACGUCCUGCUGGCCAACCUGCACGUGCUGCUGGCCAACCUGCACAUCCUGCUGGCCAACCUGCACGUGCUGCUCCCACCGCUCUGA